AUGCCACCAAAGCAUUCAACAGCAGGCUCUCGCGGUCGUCCUUCCAACUCGGUGCGCGGUGCAUCCAAGUCGAAGGCGAGCGCCUCCAAUGCUCGAGCAUCAGCAUCUUCACGUGCGCCGCAGCAGCUCGAUUCGGAUGACAGCGAUGUCGACCCGUUUGCAGACUCCCAGCCGGAGCAGGAGCAAACGGAACUCGAAGAAGUGCAAGAUCUUGACGAGGACGAAGAGCCAGUUACCCUGCCGCCUGAGCUGCUGACGCGGAUGUUGCACGAAUUCUUUGAGAAAGACGAUACUAGGAUUUCCAAGGAUGCGAACAAAGCUGUUGCAAAAUAUAUGGAUGUGUUCGUGCGCGAGGCGAUCGCCAGGGCUGCCGUUGAGAAAGAGAGCGGGUUUCUCGAAGUCGAAGAUCUAGAAAAAGUCGCGCCUCAGCUUCUGCUGGACGUUUGA
Molecule: messenger RNA, 447 nt
Organism: Pseudomassariella vexata
Lineage: Eukaryota; Fungi; Ascomycota; Sordariomycetes; Amphisphaeriales; Pseudomassariaceae
Product: CENP-S associating centromere protein X-domain-containing protein
Exons: 2
Coding region: 1-447 (148 amino acids)
Biological process (GO): resolution of meiotic recombination intermediates; DNA repair; replication fork processing
Cellular component (GO): Fanconi anaemia nuclear complex; FANCM-MHF complex
Molecular function (GO): protein heterodimerization activity
Source: RefSeq, a predicted model, not a curated record